GAGCGGCGGCGGGGCGGCGAUGCCCAGGCCGGGGAAGAGCUCGUAUAGCGACCAGAAGCCGCCUUACUCCUACAUCUCGCUGACGGCCAUGGCCAUCCAGCACUCGGCCGAAAAGAUGCUGCCCCUGAGCGACAUCUACAAGUUCAUCAUGGAGCGCUUCCCCUACUACCGGGAGCACACGCAGCGGUGGCAGAACUCGCUCCGCCACAACCUCUCCUUCAACGACUGCUUCAUCAAGAUCCCGCGCCGCCCCGACCAGCCGGGCAAGGGCAGCUUCUGGGCGCUGCACCCCGACUGCGGGGACAUGUUCGAGAACGGCAGCUUCCUCCGCCGCCGCAAGCGCUUCAAGGUCCUGCGGCCCGAGCACCACCUGCCCGGCGGCGGCGGCGGCGGCGGAGGCGGCGGCGGAGCGGGCGGCGCGGCGAGCGGAGGCCCCGGGAAGCCGCCGGCGCCCGGGGGCCCGCACAUGGCUCACUACUUCCAUCCGCACCCGCCGCCGCCGCCGCCGCCCCCGGGCAAGGUGCCGGGGCUGGCGGGCCCCGAGGCGGCCGUGGCCGCCGCCGCCGCCGCCGCCGCCGUGGGGAGGCUGCCGCAGUUCUCGCCCUACGGCGGCAGCCAGCCCUCGGGCUUCAAGCAUCCCUUCGCCAUCGAGAACAUCAUCGGCAGAGAUUACAAGGGAGUGCUUCAGGCCGGCGGGCUGCCGUUGGCCUCGGUGAUGCACCACCUGGGCUAUCCGGUGCCCAGCGGCGUGGUCGGCUCCGUGUGGCCCCACGUCGGGGUGAUGGACCCCGUGUCCGGCGUGCCCGUGUCCCCCGACUACGGACCCUUCGGGGUGCCCGUGAAGGCGCUCUGCCAUCCGCCGGCGCAGACCAUGCCCGCCGUGCCCGUGCCCAUCAAGCCGGCUCCCGCCAUGCCUGCGCUGACGGUCGCCGCCUCGCAGCUCUGCCCCGCCGCCUCCCCGGCCUCCGCCGCGCUCCUGGAGCAGGCGGCGGGCGCCGCCCCUGAGGGCAAGGGCUCUCUGCACUCCGUCCUGGUGCACUCCUAAGGGCCGGGGCCGGGGGCACGUCGGCUCCCGGGACGGAGACGCGGGGAACACGCGGGACCCGGUGCCCGCGCCCUGCGGUGUCUGUGUUUGUGUUGUGUGCAAUCAGACUUUAUAUGAGCCAGGUCGCAGGUAAGAGCUUUUAUCGUCGUUACGUAUCGUUAGUGACGGAGAGGUGAUGCGGAAGGUCAGGGUCGGGCCGCGCAGGAAGGAUUCGGGGCGGCCGGGGCUCCUGUCGGAGUUUCCCCCACGAACUCUGGGCAGCGGGGCCGGAGUUUGCCGGGCAGCGGGGCGGGAGCAGCGGACGGGCGAAGCCGCCCCUGCGCUCUGUCCUUCCCCGCUUUGCCCCCAGCUCUGCCCCCAGCAGCGUCCGCUCCGCGAGGUGGGGGUCCCGUUCCGAGGGAGGCGGCCGACACGCGGGUAUCGCCGCGGAGCCGCGGGGAGCGAAGUGCUCUCCGUUUGACGAGUGAGCUCUGAGCUGCUCGAUUAAUUAGUGGGGAUUUAAAUGACAACGGCGCUGACGUCGGAGGGCCCCUUUAGCUAUCGGCUGCUCGUUCUUCCCCUCACGCUUCCACACUCCAUCUCAGUGAGGUCCGUUCCCGGGGAGGGACGGCAGUGCGACCUCCCGGGCCGUACCCGAUCCUCCUUAGAAUGAAACCAGCCCCACCAUUCGCGGCUCGCGCGUGCUUGUCGCAUCGCCCCUCGCCGCUCACGGACACCGCUGUUCCGUGUGUGUCGCUUGGCCUUUCCUCCACGUGAGCGUGAACGCUAA
Molecule: messenger RNA, 1814 nt
Organism: Phasianus colchicus (ring-necked pheasant)
Lineage: Eukaryota; Metazoa; Chordata; Aves; Galliformes; Phasianidae
Gene: FOXB2
Product: forkhead box B2
Biological process (GO): cell differentiation; anatomical structure morphogenesis; regulation of transcription by RNA polymerase II
Molecular function (GO): RNA polymerase II cis-regulatory region sequence-specific DNA binding; DNA-binding transcription factor activity, RNA polymerase II-specific
Source: RefSeq, a predicted model, not a curated record